Erpetoichthys calabaricus (reedfish) is the source of this 1442-nucleotide messenger RNA. It is a transcript of the gene exosc6, whose product is annotated as exosome component 6. NCBI's taxonomy places the organism in Eukaryota, Metazoa, Chordata, Cladistia, Polypteriformes, Polypteridae. Gene Ontology annotation, cellular component: nuclear exosome (RNase complex); cytoplasmic exosome (RNase complex); nucleolus. The transcript has a single exon. The coding region runs from base 67 to 885 and encodes 272 amino acids. The record is from RefSeq and is a predicted model, not a curated record. Gene Ontology annotation, biological process: rRNA catabolic process; U4 snRNA 3'-end processing; nuclear mRNA surveillance.
CAGCUCUUUUUCCACAUUACGAUUCACGUUGAUCAUCACGCUUGCGCUGAGUGGUAACUUCUUGCCAUGCCGGUGGAUACGAAACGAUUGCGAGGGCCGGAGGAGUCGCAAAGCCCAUGGCUUUUUGUGGAACAAGAACAGCAGUCUCCGCCAGAUGAACGGGAAGACGGCAGGCGAAAGGGGCAAGUAGAUGUGCGGCCGAUAUUCGCUCGUUGUGGACUGGUUAGUCAAGCCAAGGGCUCGGCCUACAUCGAAUCAGGGAAGACAAAAGUGAUUUGUUCCGUAUAUGGCCCACGGGAGACCGAGAGGAAGGAUGAGACCGAUAUGAAAUUUGGGAGGCUGGUUUGCACCUUCCGCUUCGCCCCCUUUUCCUGCGCGAAGAGAUGCGGCUGGAUCCAGAGUACGCAGGAGAAGGAUCUGAGCCUGGCCCUGCUGGGGAGCCUGCAGCCUGGGCUCUGCCUGCACAGGUACCCGCGUUCCCAGAUCGAUGUCAGUGUUCUCGUUUUGGAGAACGAUGGCUCGGCUUUGGCUCACGCAGUCACUUGCGCGUCGCUCGCGCUGGCCGACGCAGGGAUCGAGAUGUACGACCUGGUGCUUGGCUGUUCGCUUCGACAAGAAGGCAGCGACUAUUUACUCGACCCAACAUUCGCCGAAGAAACGCAGGAGCCGGCUACCGAAUCUACCGAGAACCGAGGAGGUAUGAUGGUCGCGCUUCUGCCAUCAUUAAAUCAGGUUUCUGGAUUACUGUGCAGUGGGGACUUGGAGCAGCAGCCCCUCGUGGAGGCGGUGGCUGCGUGCAUUGAAGGAUGCCAGCGCAUCUACUCCGUGGCUCAGAGGUGCCUGCUGACAGCUGUCAAAAAGAAGAAUCCACCACCUGACGGAUGAAAUCGACGGAUCCAUUAUUGUGCUUUGGCAAACCAAGAACUCGCAAUUAAAUACCGACGGCAUCUGGAAGCAAAACAAUUCAUUCGGCAACCCAGAAAAUGUAAAGUCCUAGCAGCGCACGUGUCUCUCUUCUGUUUUCGGGUUUGUUUUAUGAUACAAAUGGUUUUGAAUAUGUUUUGUUGUCUCUUAUUAUAUUAAACUGUUAAUUUGGAGGACUUAACCAUUUCAUUAUGUAUGUGCCGUAAAAGUCGGUAUGUCAAACAUGCAGGUUAAAGUUUUAAUGAGGAUUCUGGGUCCAGAUUCCUUGUACAUUACUGCUAAAUGUGUGCAGAAUCCGUAACGUGAGCGAAAAAACAAAAACUGAAGGCCACUAGAUGCUACUGGUCGCAUCUAUGCAGGAUGCUUGUUUUUAAGCGAAUAAUGUAUAACAGUUUUUCUAAAAUGGGACUUUCAUUUUUACAAAACAAUGCUAUUGUUUUAUAAAGUGCUACAUUUUCUGUGAAACAGCUUGAUAAUAAUAAACACAUAUUGCAAACGUAAGCAUGUGGAGCUUUUAA